Messenger RNA from Aureobasidium pullulans EXF-150, 351 nucleotides. RefSeq names its product Prefoldin beta-like protein. Gene Ontology annotation, cellular component: cytoplasm; prefoldin complex. Bases 1 to 351 code for a protein of 116 amino acids. The record is from RefSeq and is a predicted model, not a curated record. The transcript is spliced from 4 exons. Gene Ontology annotation, biological process: protein folding. Gene Ontology annotation, molecular function: protein folding chaperone. Lineage: Eukaryota; Fungi; Ascomycota; Dothideomycetes; Dothideales; Saccotheciaceae.
AUGUCGCAACAAGUCUCUGCUAAGAAGCAGCAGGAGCUGCAGGCGCAGUACUCCGGUUACAAAGAAACCCUUCAAGCCAUUGCACAGAAGAUUGGCGAUGUUGAGACUGAAGCCGAAGAGCACAAGCUUGUGCUAGAGACACUCGAACCACUGCCCGGUGAUCGCAAGUGCUUCCGUAUGAUUAACGGAGUUCUUGUGGAACGCACUGUGCAAGACGUGUUGCCGCAGCUCAAGACCAACGCAGAUGGCCUCAAGAAGGUUCUCGAAGAUCUGCUAAAACAGUACACUACAAAGCAAGAAGAACUUGAGAAGUGGAAGCGUCAAAACAAGAUCCAAGUCGUCACACAAUGA